This is a messenger RNA of Lepisosteus oculatus (spotted gar), 3375 nucleotides long. RefSeq names its product verrucotoxin subunit beta-like. The record is from RefSeq and is a predicted model, not a curated record. NCBI's taxonomy places the organism in Eukaryota, Metazoa, Chordata, Actinopteri, Semionotiformes, Lepisosteidae. Gene Ontology annotation, molecular function: protein binding.
UGUUCACCAGCUGAACCCUUUCACACUCAAUUAUUCUGCUGGUACCCACCUCCCUGAGCUCCUUCUUCUGGAGUAACAGCACCAUGUCUGCAGACAAGAAUGACACAAUUGAGCUGGCUUCUCUGGGCCGGCCCUUCCAGCUGGGAAUGCUGUACGACUGCCGCAGCGACUCCCUCAUUCCAGGUGUCACAUUAUGGGAGCUGAAUAAAAUAAAGGAGUCUAUUGAUGUUCGCUCUCAGCGCAACUCCAAUUUCCAAGUCAUCACAUCGGACUCUAUUGAGGAGAAAACCUCAUCCUUGGAUGUGUCUGCAUCUUUGAAAGUGAGUGUUCUGGGUGGAAUGAUCAGUGUCCAGGGAUCUGCUGGCUUUCUGAAUGACAAUAAAUCAUCUAAGCACCAGGCCCGCAUCACCCUGCACUAUCGCACCACCACCAAGUUUGAGCAGCUCACCAUGAACCAGCUGGGGCAGCAGAACAUUGCCUUCAAGGAGGUGUUCGAUCAGGGCACAGCCACACACGUGGUCACAGGGGUGCUUUAUGGUGCCCAGGCUUUCUUUGUGUUUGACCGUGAGAUCUCCUCUGAUGAGACUAAGCAGGGAGUUCAGGGAAGCAUGGAGGGAGCAAUUAAAAUGAUGGGUUUGAUUGGUGGUGAAGUCAAAGGUUCAGUCAAUGUCAACACGAAAACUGAUAAAACAGUUGACCAAAUCAAGUGCACCUUCUAUGGAGAUUUCAAGCUGACAUCGAACCCUGUGACCUUCCAAGAGGCGAUUCAAGUGUACUCAAAGCUUCCCAAUUUGCUUGGGCCUGAGGAGGAACACGCAGUGCCCAUCAAGGUUUGGCUUUACCCCCUUAAACUUCUGAAUGACCAGGCUGCCAGGCUGGUUCGUGAAAUCAGUGUGGAGCUGGUGUAUCACGCACAAAAUAUCUUGGAACACCUUGGGCACUGUGAAAUGAAGAGCAAUGACCUGAUGAAAAACGAGGUUGCUAGCAAGUUCCGCCAGAUCAAAAGAAAAGCACAACGCUUCAAAGAUCUCUGUCGCAUUUACAAGCUGACAUUCCAGAAGAACCUGGCAGAGGUGCUGCCUCAGAUCCGCGGAGGACAACAAGAGGAGAAUAAGCUGGCAGAUAUCUUGAAAAGGAAGGAGGAAUCCCCUUUUAAAGACUCCUCUCUUGUUGAAUGGCUGGAAAACAAAGAGACAGAGAAAAAUGUUGUGAAGGCAUAUCUGAAACUGAUGAAAGACAUCAAGGUCAUGGUAAACAGGAGCGAGUUGGAGGAGCAAAUCUUGGACCCCACAGGGCAGUAUGUUCUCUGCUUCGUUUUCACUUCACUGCAUGAAGAGGAGCCCUACCUGGAAGAGCUCUUGAAGUUCUUAAGAACUCAGGAAUCUGAACUGCAUGUCAGAGCAAGCUCACAAGAGCAGUGGUUCAGCAGUGAAACUGUAUCCCUGCGCAUGAGGGAACUGGCCAAACGGUUCCUGGAAUUCUGGAGCUCCAACAACAAUAGUAAAAGCAAGUUCCUCAUUGCAUCUGAGAUGGACACUGAUCACCGUGGAGUGUCAAUCUACCUGUACGAGGAGGGAAGACUUGUCAAUAAAGACUUCCAUCCCCCUUCUAAGCCUGAGGCCCCAUUGGUGGUUGAAAGAUCACAUAACAGCAUCACCCUCAAGCUGACACCACCAGCAUAUGGUUCAAAGGAAACAGUACAGUAUAAAGUGUAUUACACAGAUUCAGAACAGACCAAGAAUGUGUCAGACUUAAAAGAAUGGAAAUUUGUUGAAACUUGUGAAGUGAAAGAGUGCUUCACGGUUUCGGGUUUGUCUCCACACAAGAAAUACAUGUUCAGAUAUGCAGCAGUAACAAAACUAGGAAAGAGCACUGCCAGUGACUCUGUGACUGCCAGCACAUUGCCAGCAGGCCCACCCAGAGACUUUGGUGUGCUUGAAGAAGGACACACAAGGAUUAAAAUAGAAUGGGCUAAACCAGAGACUAUAGCAGACCAGAUUGUGCGUAACUACAUAAUCGAGUACAAAAAACAUGGUACAGAAAAGUGGACCUCAGAAGUGCUGAGGGUGAAGGAAGAGUGCCAGACCAUCCCUUUUGAGAUGAGAGAUCUGACACCAGACACCACCUAUUCCAUCAGAGUCCUGGCCAGUUGUGGGGAUGAUGGUAUUGGAGCCCCAAGCAAAGUCCUUCAAGCCACUACAAAGAAAAUUAGGUAUUUAGAAAGGAGUGAUUUGCUCAGGAGUGAGGAGCCUGCUCUUUAUAAACUUCACCUGCAGGAGCAGACUGUGGAUGAGGAGCAGUACACCAGGCUUUGUACUUUGGCACAAUUGGAGGAUGUGUGUUGUGACGAUUCUAUGGAGAGAACAAUCCUUGUGCUUGGCACCAGGGCCCAUUACAAAGCCAUGCUGAUUAAUGCCAUGUUCAAUUACAUCUUGGGUGUGAGCUUCGAAGAUGACUACAGAUUUGUAGUUACAGACCCAGCCUGUUCUGAAGUUGAUUUGGACACUCAGUGGAUGACGAUUUACAAAAUAGUUUGUGAAAAGGGAUUUCGUAUCCCAUACACUCUUACUAUAAUUGAUGCUCCUGCGUACGGAGAAUGGCACCAACGGAAUUUACUAAUUGAGGAGCAAAUCAGGACAUUCACUGAGAGAACUGAAAUUUCUGGUGAUCUCAAUGCUGUCUGCUUGGUAGUGGAAAAUGCCAGUGAUAACCCUACAGCUGCACACUGUGUUUUCCACUCUGAGGCGUAUCUGAAAAAUGAGGAUUUUUAUGAGGAGGAUAAGGAGACAUGUGACAGCAGGAUGCUCUUUACAACAGAAACUGGUUUUCAAUUCUAUAAAUCUGAUAACUUAAAGCAUUUCUUUACAUUCAGUAGUUCAGGUUUAUUUGACAUAAACCGAAAUGCUGAGGAGAAGAACAAGCAGAAAGAGCUGUGGAAAAUGGCACUGGAGAGUAUUGGUUUGUUUUUCACUGAGCUAAAUGACUUCAAAGAUAAACAUUUCAUUACUUAUGGACCACACUGAGCAAAUACAUCUGUAUUUUAUGGAAGUGUGUGUAUAUAUAUAUAUGAAUGUGGUGUUCUCACCAGUCAAGAGUGCAAAGCUUGUCCUCAGCACUCUCCAUAAUAAUCUCUUAUUAUUGAUACAGACAGGGCUCUGUACAGAAACACACUCCAUUGUUAUCUCUUAUUAUUGAUAGACAGUGCUCUCUGCAAGACUCCUCUAUUAUUCUUGUGUUUUUCUCUAGAUAAGUGUGACUUAUAUAAAUACAUAUUUAGUUCUGCAAGUUCUGCUAAUCAAGUGAAUUUGUGUAGUCCGCUCAAGUCCUACAACCUGCAUCCUCUCUGUUCAAUAAUAAAGUGAGAUUUGCUUAUUG